Aspergillus terreus NIH2624 is the source of this 402-nucleotide messenger RNA. Its product is annotated as nuclear transport factor 2 family protein. NCBI's taxonomy places the organism in Eukaryota, Fungi, Ascomycota, Eurotiomycetes, Eurotiales, Aspergillaceae. The coding region runs from base 1 to 402 and encodes 133 amino acids. The transcript is spliced from 3 exons. The record is from RefSeq and is a predicted model, not a curated record.
AUGCCUACAAGUAAGCAAGUCAAAGCAAUCUUUGCCCCCCUGGAGCGAGGCGAGGGUGCCGCCUUCUUCCAGAACGUCGUGGACGACGUGGACUGGACUCUAAAAGGAACAUUCUGCGAAGUCUCCGGCCACUAUCACUCAAAAGCCGAGUUCAAUGCCGGUAUCAAGGCGCUCAGCGCCACUUGGGCGGGGCCGUUGAAACUUGCCGUUGAGAACGUUAUUUGUGAUGGCCGGCAGGCGGCGGUCGAGCUGAGGGCCGUGGAUAUGGUGUGCAAGAAUGGUCUGCCGUUUUCUAACGAGUAUACCUGGAUCUGCGAGUUCAAUGAGGAGAAUAAGAUUGUCAAGGUUAGAGCGUACAUGGAUACUGAUUUGGUGACUCGAUGCAUUCGCGAGAACCAGUAG